Messenger RNA from Centruroides sculpturatus (bark scorpion), 2154 nucleotides. Its product is annotated as cilia- and flagella-associated protein 91-like. Bases 153 to 2036 code for a protein of 627 amino acids. Lineage: Eukaryota; Metazoa; Arthropoda; Arachnida; Scorpiones; Buthidae. The transcript is spliced from 13 exons. The record is from RefSeq and is a predicted model, not a curated record.
GAAUAAAAUUCACUCAAUUCUUUUUGUUUAUAUUUAUUACCAUGACAACUGUUUUGAAUUUGUUAGGUGGAAGAUAUUUACAAAUAAAUUUGUGAAAAAAAUUAGAAAUAAUUUCAAAUCAGAAGUUCAACAAUAGAAUUUCUUUGGAUAAAAUGGUUUCUUGUGUUAAAGAAAAACAGAUGUCUACUUUAAUUCCAGGUGCAGAUAGAUGGAAAUAUAUUCAACAGCCAAUUUUAUCGAGACGUUCUUAUGAUAUUGGUGAGUUAGGUUCACUUACACUUCCUAUAAAGCUUUCAAGUACACUAGAUUACACAUUAUAUGGACCACAGUCACAAGCUACUCAAACUAAAUUUCGGGAUGAUGAAACUCAAACAGAACCGUGGAAUCCACCUUACUUUGUUCAUCCAACAAGUAUUGAUCCUGAAGUUUUAAUGAUUAAAAAUUUAAAACAUGGUGAUGGCUUACCUGCUGGCCAGUUAGAAAUUGAUAUGAUUGACAGGCUACGUAAAAGAAAAGCUGAAGAAGAAUUAUUAUUAUGUUUAGAGAAGCAAAAUAGAAAAUUGGCUUUAGAAAAACGUUUCAAAUUGAUUGAAAGGCAAGAAAGAGAAGAUUGGCUUAUUCGAGAAAAGGAAAUUGAAUUAUUACAACAAAAUGACAUUGAAAAAUUUGAAAAAGCAUUAAAUAAAUGUGAGAGUAGCCAAGGACGCAGGAUCAAUCUACGCCACUUAUGGGCACUAGUCGGUAAGACUAGUUCUCUAGGAUGCAGAUCACUAGAUCUGAUCUCAAAUAUUUCNGGAAUGAAAAAAUUUGAGACAUGGUUAGAUGAAAAAGGAAUCAGAUUAGUAGAAAUAAAAUUACCUGAAGAAAAGAAAACUACUGCUCAUAUCAAAUUUGAGAAACUGUUAAAUGAAUUAUGUAAUGAGAUUUCACAAAGCCAUAUAAAACGUACGCAUUCGAAAAAGUUAGGCAUACAAGAAGAACCUACAUUUUCUAUGGAUCAGCCAACUGUAUUAUCAGAUGUUACAGAACAACAUCAUGCAACUAUAAUUAUGCAAAAAGCUCUGCGUGGAAGAUCAUCUCAAAGAAAGAUGCUAUUAGAAAAAGAAAGAUAUAAAGAUCUCAUAGAGGAAUACCAUGGCUUGCAUGCCAUAUCUAUAGAAGAGAAGGAAGCAAUAGACAAAAAGUUAGAAGUACGAAAUAAAUUAAUUAUAGAUAAAGAAUAUAGAAAUAAGAAGGAACAGAUUAUGAAUGAAAUUAUUGAUGAAUGGGAAGGAAAUGUUGUUUCUUCUAUGUUGGGUCUGUUAAGUAAAGAGCAUCAACGGUUACAACAAGAAGAAUUUGUUUGUCUCAUUGCUGCUUGUGCCAAACAACAGAGAGAAUUAAGAGAGGCCGAAGAAAUGUGGAGAAGGCAUACUGAAACACAAUUUCGUGAAUUGGAAGACCAAAUUGUUAGAGAUGUACAAAUGGUAGAAGAAGAAGCUAUGGAAAGAUAUCGAAAUUAUGUUCUUGCUGAUACAAUUACCACAUUAGCAGAUGAAGAAGCAAGAAUAGAAUUAAAAUUAAUGACUGAUAUAGCUUGUUUGGCACAUUUGAAACCAGUUGCUGACUGUUUGAAUGACAGUAUUGUAUUAGCAGCUAAUGAUGUAGCAGUAGACAAUCUUGGAAAUAUAAACGAAUUUAGUGAAAAUGUAACAAAUAUACAUAAAGAAGUAACAGAUAAAUGUAUGAACUUUAUUUUGUCAGAAAAUUUUAUAUCCAGCUUGGCAGAUUACAAAGUACGAAGAGAAAUGAUACCAUUAGAACAGAGAAGGAGAUAUCCAAAUGAUGAUGGAGAAAUUGAUUUUCUUAUACAAAAAGAGCAAGACUUUGGUGUCUCUGAAAUGAAGACUACAGAAAAAGGAAAAUCUUCAUCUCCAGACAAAGAUCAAGCUAUAGAUACAGAAGUGGCUGUUUCAGAAUCUCUUAUGUUAGAAGAGGAAAUUUGUUCAUUUGAUUUAAAUGGUGAAGAAUCAGAUUGGAUUACAGAAGAAAAGUGAUAAGACAUAAAAAAUGUAAAAAUUAUUUGUAUUGAACAAAAAAUAAAUAUAAUAAUUGAAAAUUUUAAAUGUUUAAUAAAUUUUUCAAAAACUGUAAUUAUUCUGAUUGAAAAUAAAA